Molecule: messenger RNA, 654 nt
Organism: Aspergillus tanneri
Lineage: Eukaryota; Fungi; Ascomycota; Eurotiomycetes; Eurotiales; Aspergillaceae
Exons: 5
Coding region: 1-654 (217 amino acids)
Source: RefSeq, a predicted model, not a curated record
AUGGCCGUCAAAGGACCUCUUGUUGCAGCCACAACGCUUCCAUUCUUAACCCGAGAUGCAUACAGUCCUUCGGCUGUGCGGGCGUGCUUUCUCCUUCCUGCCAAGUUACCGGGUCUGGAUUUGAAGAUCUAUGACAAGAAUGCAGACGUAGUUCGAGAACACAGCAUCCAGGGUGUUCGAUGCGAUAUCCAACUCAUGUCUACCAAUCUGGAUUUGCGCCCAACACACAAUGGACAGAGGGUACUUGGGGCGCAGAAAUCCGCGCGAAUACUGGCGGGGCGUGGGCGCAAAUUACGACGUCUAUCGACAUCUACGGCUGCAGCAGAAGGAUUUGAAGAACAACAAGGUUACCGGACCUCUUGUUCAUUAUCGAACGAACUGACGUAUCUAGACAUAUCAAAGAAUGCGAUGGUACUCAUCAAUGCUAUCAGUCACUUUAACGACUGGCAAUUGCCCAACUAUGAAGCAGCUGACAUUGGAACUACGGAACGCAUCGCGCUGAUCGGCGCAACGGUGCCUCAGGACUGCAAAGUGCUGCCUCUAUCCAGCCACUGGCUCACCACGUUUGACCACCUGCGCUCACCGCAACCGCCUGGGUCGCCGAUUCAUUGCUUCCACCGGCGUGCGUCGGCUCAGGCAAACAUUGUCCUCUGA